CCAUGAACACAAAUCUAGUGGUCAUGAAGCAUGACACCAUACAACUGCCCACUAAACCAACCGCCAACCUCAGUUAUAGCUUCCUGCCAGGCAACUCGGCGACCAAUACCCUAGUGGUGUUCUUGAACGGCCUCAUCCUCCCAAGGUCAUCUUGGGAACAGACUAUACUAGCCAUACAAUCCAAGCUACAUGAUACGCAAUUGCCAAGACCACAUCUAUUGGCCUACGAUCGAUAUGGACAAGGCGCUUCGGAUAAGCAUCCGGAUGGUAAACAUGAUGUUCUGGAUGUGGUCCGGGAUCUUCAUACCUUCAUCACAACAUUCUGUGCAAAGGAGUUAGGGGCAAGAAGCCGCCGCNAGUUGGUGUUUGUUUGCAAUUCUAUUGGAUGUGCUAUAGCGAGGCUGUUCGCCGACAGUUAUCCUGGCAUGGUAUCUGGGUUGCUCUUCUUGGAUUCUAUCAUGGCACAUGUUGAUCUAGUGGCUUUGUGGCCUGAUGUAGAUGCCAUUUGGUUCGAUGAAGCUAUGUUACCACAAGAUGUCACGAAAGAGGAGGUGAAGAGUGUAAGGGAGGAGUAUAGAAAGAGGUUCCAUGUUUAUGUGCCGAACUCAGAGGAACUGGACAGAAGCACACUGGCUGAGCUACUUCCACAAGCGGACAGACCGAAGCUGCAAAACGCGUUGCUCACGGUCGUUGGUCACGAUCCCGAGACUUUUGCUCAGGAAAACGAGGCACUGGUCAUGAAGUAUGUUAAUCCAGUGUGGCAUGAAUACAACAAAGAGCUUGCUACAUUGGUAGAAACCGAGAAAAGCAAAGGUCCCAUUCUUGCUAGGGGAUGUGGGCACUUCAUACAAAGAGAUGAUCCUGGAUUUGUUGCUACAGAAUUGUGUGACUUGUUACGGCGUCUUGAGGAGUAUGCG
Messenger RNA from Aureobasidium uvarum, 917 nucleotides. The record is from the annotation of a GenBank genome assembly. Lineage: Eukaryota; Fungi; Ascomycota; Dothideomycetes; Dothideales; Saccotheciaceae.